Mucor mucedo is the source of this 1671-nucleotide messenger RNA. RefSeq lists its product as uncharacterized. NCBI's taxonomy places the organism in Eukaryota, Fungi, Mucoromycota, Mucoromycetes, Mucorales, Mucoraceae. The record is from RefSeq and is a predicted model, not a curated record. Gene Ontology annotation, cellular component: PAS complex; fungal-type vacuole membrane. Bases 71 to 1534 code for a protein of 487 amino acids. The transcript has 7 exons. Gene Ontology annotation, biological process: vacuole inheritance; positive regulation of phosphatidylinositol biosynthetic process; protein localization to vacuolar membrane.
CAAUUCGUUCUUUUUUUUUUUCACCCCUUCUUUUUCCUUUUAACUUUUUUUUUAAAAAAAAACAUUACAAAUGACAGCCUGUAUUGUACCUGAACAAGAUCAUUGCGAUGUUUCCGACAUGAGCAAUGGUGAAGAACCAACUCCCCGUUCCUUUUCCAAGCCUUUUAAAAAUAGGCCAUCCAUGAAUCGACCCAAAUUAUACCCAGUUCAUAGUUCAGAUACAUCCAGAUUCCCAACAUUGGAGAGACUUGAAAACUCGAUGCUUUUAUCCAAAAACUCAAAAAUGAUUAUUGAGCCCGUCUUAUUUCACGGUGAAAAUAGCAUCAGCAAUAGCAUAAUUGCUAAUAGUAAAAAAGGAGGGUCACAGAGUGAUGCCAAAAGUAUACAUUCCACCAAAUCUACCUCUACAAUUCGAAAAAAGAGACAGGUUAAAAAAAAGAAUCUGUCUACUCCAACCGAAAUAUUUGCUCGAAACCUGAGUGAGGCUGUAUCUGAUUUUGAUGAUUCGUUGGAUGACGGAUAUGUUUACAAUACCGCAAAUGGAGGAGGAGGUUUGUACCCAGCAUUAUUAUCACCGCCAGCCAUUAAUUCAUUUGAAACAUCAGCCAGUUGUAAAAAUGAUCAGGACCACAGCUACUUUUCAGAUCACCAUCAUCAAAAGUUUCGCAGACCUGGUUUACGUUCAACUGUUUCGGAAUUACCAGCUAGAGGAGUCAAGUCUUUUUAUCUCGAUUCCAUGUCCUCCAAGUAUGAAAAGAAGAAUAUUUCGAAUAAACACCUUGGGCAUUAUCAGCCACAUUAUCGUUAUUCUUCAAGUGGGGAAGAGGACGAAGAAAAUGCGCCACUGUUGUAUUAUUCAUCAUCAUCGAGGUUAAAGACACGGUAUUUUAUAAAUAAUAAACCUUGCUGGUGUACGUGCAUAGGUAUUUUAUUUGUUUUGUGUACAUUGGUUGCCGUUAUGGUUUUGGCUAGUCCUUUAGAGUUUGUGGAGGUCACAUCUAUAAGUAAUGUGCUAGCAACUCAGAAGCAACUGAUAUUCGAUAUCCAUGUUAGAGCCAAAAAUUCAAAUAAUUGGAACAUACAAAUGUCACAUUCUGCUUUUAGUGUCUUUGCUGCAAGUCAUUAUGUUCCCAUAUCGGUAGUCAUGGGCAAUGAAACCGAAACUCGUGAUAUUACUACUAGUGCGAAUACAAGACAAGAGUACAUUGGGACUGUGAAUCGACUCGUUGAUCCUCUUACAUUCAAGUCGGCAUUUUAUUUCCGCUCAAAGACCAGUAAUUCAACAAGCCAAAUCCAAAUAAAGAACCCAGGUGAAACAGGAGGAGAUAUGACUGGAAACGAAAGAUGGUCUUUAUUAAUUAGGUACCCUUACGAACUUACCAUAAGAGGCGUACUGAAAUAUCAAUUAUUCCCAUCCUUUAUUUCUUCAAAAGUGUAUUCGGCAAGAGUUUGUAAAAUAGUUGAAAUUGAUCCUUCAUCGGGUGUCAUCAAAGAAGUUCCUCUUCCAGAACAAUCAAUAUGUGAUGAGUCAUAAUAAAGAAAGUGCUUUUUUUUGUAACAUGAAUUUAUCCAUAUUAAAAUAUCACUCCCAGAUAUCCUGGGUUUCUAUGGGGACCCCAUUUCAUUGUUGUGGUAUUCUCGGGUUGUCCACCUUCAGUAUUUUAAUUUAAC